AUGGUUCAUGCUAAGAGCUGGACCCUGAAGAAACACUUUGUAGGUCUCCCUACUAAUAGUGACUUUGAACUGAAGAAAGUUGAACUCCCACCCUUAAAAGAUGGAGAGGUCCUGCUGGAAGCUUUGUACUUCACCGUGGAUCCUUACAUGAGAGUUAUGGAAAAAAGCUUGAAGGAGGGUGACAUGAUGAUGGGAGAGCAAGUGGCCAGAGUUGUGGAAAGUAAAAAUUCAGCCUUCCCAACGGGAACUAUUGUGGUGGCUCCUUCCGGCUGGACAACACACUCCAUUUCUGAUGGGGAAAAACUGGAAAAGGUGCUUGCAGAGUGGCCGGACACAUUACCACUGUCUCUGGCUCUGGGAACGGUUGGCAUGCCCGGCCUAACAGCCUACUUUGGCCUGUUUGACAUCUGUGGAGUGAAGGGUGGAGAAACAGUGCUGGUUAGUGCGGCAGCAGGAGCAGUGGGCUCUGUUGUGGGGCAGAUUGCUAAGCUCAAGGGCUGCAAAGUUGUUGGAACAGCAGGGUCUGAUGAAAAAGUUGCUUGGCUUAAAAAGCAUGGAUUUGAUGUUGCCAUUAACUACAAAACAGUAAAGUCUUUGGAAGAAGCUCUGAAAGUAGCCGCUCCUGAGGGUUAUGAUUGUUAUUUUGAUAAUGUGGGUGGAGAGUUUUCCAACGUUGCUAUCACCCAGAUGAAGAAAUUUGGAAGAAUUGCUAUAUGUGGGGCCAUCUCUGUAUACAACAGAACCGGCCCACUUCCCCCAGGCCCAUCGCCGGAAGUCAUCAUCUUUAAGGAACUCCACUUGCAAGGCUUCAUGGUCUACCGCUGGCAAAGAGAAGUCCGCCAGAAGGCUCUGAGAGACUUGCUGAAGUGGGUCUCAGAGGGUAAAAUCCAGUACCAUGAACACAUCACUGAAGGAUUUGAACACAUGCCGGCUGCAUUUAUUGGAUUGCUCAAAGGAGAGAAUCUGGGGAAGGCAAUAGUGAAAGCAUGA
Molecule: messenger RNA, 990 nt
Organism: Rangifer tarandus platyrhynchus (Svalbard reindeer)
Lineage: Eukaryota; Metazoa; Chordata; Mammalia; Artiodactyla; Cervidae
Source: the annotation of a GenBank genome assembly